Funneliformis geosporum is the source of this 957-nucleotide messenger RNA. The record is from the annotation of a GenBank genome assembly. Lineage: Eukaryota; Fungi; Glomeromycota; Glomeromycetes; Glomerales; Glomeraceae.
UUAUAUAAAUUGGUUCAAGACGCAAGACGCAUUAUCGUCAUGGAUAAUGAUCUCACCGAUCUUAAUAUCGAAUGGAUUAAAGCCCUUUAUAAGGAUAAACUAUUCUCUAUUAUUCACAACACUUUCCAAUCCCAGAAAGGUAAGAUAUUCCGCCUAGCCCCUAAUAAAGAAACAGUAUUAGCCGAACUCUGGGAUUGGGCCAAACAGAUGUCUUUAUUACCUUUUGAGAGUUGGAAAAGCGUAUCACUUAUCUGCCACUUCAGAAAGAAUGUACAAGGGAUUGUUCGUGCUCUUAAGACUGAUUUUCCAGAAUUACGGAUCAAGGAAUAUCAUGGUAAAUCUGAUCCUGUAGAAAAGGCUCAUGAUUUCAGUAACGUAGAAGAAUCAUGGAACAAUGUUGAUCUAGUUGCAUAUACAAGUACUCUAAAAAUAGGCAUUUCAUGUACUAAUCCAAAGUUUGAGCAGGCAUUCUGCCUCUUCAAUAGCUAUAUAAAAACAAAUGCUGGAACGAAUCAGAUGUUAUUCCGUAUGCGAUACAUUAAAGAACUUCAAAAUAGAGGAAUAUUUCCAGAUAUAGACUCUAUCAUCCGGAAUAAAGACGUACCAACUGUUCGAUUAUGGGUGGGUAUGAUAAUUUCCACCAUAAAAUAUAUUUCUAAACCUGGUGAAAAUAAUACAUCAUUAUCUCAAGUUGUGAAGGUGAAUUCUGCUACCAUUAAAGCAGAGGAGAUAUCAGAAAUAACUAAUGCUAUUAUCCUUGAUCAUGAGACUGCUAAAUUAUUGGAAAAUAAGCCAAGAAAGACUUUAGAAGAAAUGCGCUCUUUAGACCGACAUCAUAUUGUGGAAUGCUAUCAGAUUCCACCCGAAUUACUAACCGAAGAUUUCAUUUCGGAGUAUGAAAAUUAUAAUCAUAUGAAAUGGUUCAGAGCUUAUAGACAAGUGCGAGAUGCUGGUUAA